AGUCAUCGCUGCCCCCUUUCAAUAUAGAAGCGAUGGAGAAUUCAACGACAAAGACGGAGGGUGUACAUCAGAUUGUUCCUGAGAAUCCUGUCCACAAAAUCUCCUCCAAUGAGCCAUGUCUUGGGGACAAGUCUAUAUUCUGCCAGAUGGAGGUCCUAGCCCGCUACUGUUCCAUCCCUGGCUACAACAAGCUGUGCUGUGAAUCCUGCAACAAGAAGGAAGGCUUCACCACCCUCUUCUCUCCAUCCCCAGACCUCCACAAGACUGGAGGAUCCUCAGACUCUGAGACUGGCCCAGACCAGGAGACCUCCACCCAGCCUAACCCCACCGCCUCCACCACCCUACCAUCAGACACCCCGCUCCCCCACACCACUACCCAGAGCCCACCCCAAACCACUAAGACCCCUAGACGGCCUCGCUCCACUGCCCAGGGCCUGACCACCUCACCGUCGGCGGGUGCGGUCCCUCCCAAGGGUCCUUCCUUGGGGGUCGGGGAUGGAGACUCGGUCCCUGUGCUCCCUUCUCUACCUCCGGGUCCCAGCCCGCCUCUCCGGCCCCGGCUCCGGCCCAACGCUGCUCCAGACUCCAAUGGAGACCCUGCUUUAUCGCCAUCUAAAGAGCACAGCAGUCCAAACAACCGCUCUUUAGGCCAAGCCGCCGCCCCGGCCCUGAACCCGGGCCUGCUGGAGCUGUGGCUGGCGUGGCUGCUGCCAGGUCAAGAAGGGAGGAUGUAGGAUCAGAGAGGGACUCAGCUCACAGAACCAGAACAACCAGAACCAUGUCCCAUGUGGUGACAUGAUCCCUGACUUAUCCUGUGACUUGCUGCUCAGUAAUAUGGUCCACCAUGACUUCCGUCAGCUCAACGUUAUUACAAUGUUGUUACAGCAUUACAGUGUUACAGCGUUACAAUGUUACAAUGUGACAACUUUAUUACAACGUUACAACAUUAUUACAACCAUCUGAGGGAUUAUCCUGGACUGGACUCUCAACCGAUUGCUGCAAGAAUAAAUUAACAUGCCAGUGGACUUAGACCAGUAAUGGUUACCUCAUCGAACCAGCAGAGCGAUCUCUAUGCAUUUGCACUGCCUCACUCAGCCCUCUCUGCUUCAGUUAAGAAAUGGAAGAAAAACAAGAAAAUAAAAAGGUGCUGAAACUAAAAUGACUACAAGACAUGUUAAACAAUGUGACGACUGCAUUGGCUGCCAUUACUUCCUAAUCUGUGUACAUGUUAAACAAUGUGACGACUGCAUUGCUACCAUUACUUCCUGAUCUGUGUACAGUUGUGCAAACAUAUUUUGAAAGUGCAUCAGAACUACUUAUUGAACUUAAUAUUGUGAAGAUAUUUUGUGGCACGGACAAAAACCUUUACUUUGGGGGCUGUCACAAGUUGUAGUGAUGAUGUCACAAGUCUUGGUGAUUUCACAAAUCUUGGUGAGGAUGUCACAGGUAUUGGAGAUAAUGUUGCAAAGUCUUGGUGAUAAUGUCGCAAAGUCUUGGUGAUGAUGUCACAAUGUAUUGGUGAUGAUGUCGCAAAGUCUUGGUGAUGAUGUCACAAUGUAUUGGUGAUGAUGUCGCAAAGUCUUGGUGACGAUGCCACAAUGUAUUGGUGAUGAUGUCGCAAAGUCUUGGUGAUGAUGUCACAAUGUAUUGGUGAUGAUGUCGCAAAGUCUUGGUGACGAUGCCACAAUGUAUUGGUGAUGAUGUCGCAAAGUCUUGGUGAUGAUGUUGCAAAGUCUUGGUGAUGAUGUCACUUCCUCCAGGGAGCUUUGUAACCUCUCCCCAUUGGUGCUCUUAUUGUUGAUGUGCUUUCCAAACAACCAUUUACAAGAGAUUGACCUCCAGAGGUCAUCAAAAGGUCAACAGGUCAAGUCUGUUUGCAAAGCCAACCCCACUGUAGCAUGCACAUUGCCUUUGUGGAAAAACUCACAUAUGCUUUAAAAGAUAAAAAGAAAAAACAUGAUUGAUAUUUUUUUGAUAUAUUUUUAAAGUAAUUUUGUAUAUAGUGUAAAUUUCAGCAGCAUAUUAUUAUCUAAGAAACUAACAGCCAGCCAACGGAAUGUAAAGUAUGAUGACGUCAUUGAGAAGUUAAGAGAGAAUGCUGUAAGUCUGCAGAGCGGUUGGUCUGAUGUCACGCUGUUUCAAGUUGUGCAUUACCUCAUUCCUGUCUUGCAGUUCAGAACAUCCUUAUGUGUAUUGUAUAGUUCUUGUAUAUACAUGAAUGAAAAGCUUUAAAUGUUAAUAUUUAUUAAAUGUUUAAAUGGUAG
This is a messenger RNA of Coregonus clupeaformis (lake whitefish), 2264 nucleotides long. Its product is annotated as leucine-rich repeat extensin-like protein 5. The transcript has 2 exons. The coding region runs from base 33 to 734 and encodes 233 amino acids. Lineage: Eukaryota; Metazoa; Chordata; Actinopteri; Salmoniformes; Salmonidae. The record is from RefSeq and is a predicted model, not a curated record.